Pelobates fuscus (common spadefoot toad) is the source of this 1222-nucleotide messenger RNA. RefSeq names its product transcription elongation factor A N-terminal and central domain containing (gene TCEANC). Bases 105 to 1127 code for a protein of 340 amino acids. Gene Ontology annotation, cellular component: nucleus. The transcript is spliced from 2 exons. The record is from RefSeq and is a predicted model, not a curated record. Gene Ontology annotation, biological process: DNA-templated transcription. Lineage: Eukaryota; Metazoa; Chordata; Amphibia; Anura; Pelobatidae.
AUUGCAUGACUCUAGUGGCUGUCAGGAAGUUGCUCGCGCAGCUAUAGCCAAGUUAGCACAGAGAACAGUGCGCCACGGGAUGUAAGGAAUUCUAGAAAAUUAAUAUGGAGUUAGCAUGCAGAGCUUUACAAGUGGAGAAUCUUCUGCUUGAACGAAAGUAUGAGGACAUUGCAUUUCACCUUACUUAUUUUGAAACUUAUGAUGUCACUUUGGAAAUUCUACAACAAACAGACAUUGUCAGCGUUAUCUAUAGAGUUCUUAAGAGCUGCCCACAAGGAGACCUGAGAGGGAGAACGAAGUGCCUACUAUCUAAAUGGAAAACUUUGUAUAAAAAAGGCUGUGUUAAAACCAGUACCUUAAACAAUGAGCGUCCUAUGUGUAAAGACAAUAGAAUUUCUGAAAAAGUUGCCAUAAGCUGUAGAGACCCACUUCAGCAGAAUGAUCAAAGAAUACUUGAUGUUGGAAUUCCAAGUAUUUCAAUGUCUUCUAAUGAAGAGUACUUGAAUAAGGAGUCUAGUACACAUGAACCUUGCUGUAAUCACCCCAAGUUUGCUGUGAAUCUCUGUCAAGAGAAAAUAGCUGUUGAAGAUAGUGCUCUAAGGACUACAUCUACAGCUCUUCUGUGCCGAGCCCUAACAGAAAAUAUAGAGUGCCAAGAGAAAGCACAGCACUUGGCAGAGGAGAUAGAGAAAUACAUAUUUUCUCUUCAUUCUGGGAAUGACAAAAAAUAUAGAAACUGCAUCAGAAGUAAAGUAUCUAAUUUAAAGAAUCCCCAAAAUAAGCAUCUUAGAAGCCAACUUUUCUCAGGAGAUUUAAGCCCCAUGAGAUUUGCUCAGAUGAGUUCAAUGGAAAUGGCUAGUCAAGAGCUUAGGAAACUUCGAGCUAGAUACACAGAGGCAGGCAUACAGGAACACCAGCUUCCUCAGAGUGCUGAUGGAGUCCAGACUAAUAAAAUUAAAUGUCAGAAGUGUGAGAAUUUUAACUGCACAGUAACUAUGAUUUCCAGAGGGACUUUGUUUCUACCUGGUUGGGUGCGCACUGGAAAUCCAGAUGAAGAAAUGAUGACAUUUGUUGUAUGUAGUACAUGUGGUGAAAAAUGGUACCACGAUAAAUGGAUUUGUCUGUGAGCCCGGUUAUAUACAGGUUACUAAAAUUUGUUGCUAUGAUCAACGGAGGAGGGAAGGAUGUUAAAAAAAAUAAACUAACAAGAAACCUUUUAUAA